Puccinia triticina is the source of this 849-nucleotide messenger RNA. RefSeq lists its product as uncharacterized. NCBI's taxonomy places the organism in Eukaryota, Fungi, Basidiomycota, Pucciniomycetes, Pucciniales, Pucciniaceae. The record is from RefSeq and is a predicted model, not a curated record. The coding region runs from base 1 to 849 and encodes 282 amino acids. The transcript is spliced from 4 exons.
AUGUCGCUCUCCUCCUUACUCGACAUCAACAACCUGCAAGACUUCCUGAAAGCGAUGAUCAACCUGCUGCACGAGUUCGAGUGCAUCCCGAACGACAACUUCAAGCCGAAGAUCAGCAGUCUCUCCCGCGGGAUCUUCAAGCAGUCGGCGAAGUCGGCGAGGAAGUCGGCGGGCGGGACGGACUACUCGAUCACGCUGCAGGACUCGGGCGACCCGUCGUUCAUCUACACGCCCAACAUACCGUUCGACCUGGAUUACUUCGAGGUGUGGAUCACGCUGAGCGACAUGCUGGUGGAAGUGUACCAGAAGAUGAUCAAGUUCAUCGACCUCUCGGGCGGCUCGAGCGGCUCAUUGGGCACGACGACGGGCGGCGGGAGUGGCGGGACGACGACGGGCGUCCCGACGCCGCCAUCGGCCGGCGCGGCCCCGCCGCUCUCGACCACGCUGGCCGGCCCCGGCGCCGCCUCGAUCGCCGUCCCGCUGCCGCCCACCCGCUCGUCGUCGAACUACAGCAUCGUCAGCGUCCACCAGACGCAUCUGACCAGCGCGCACAUCGAGCUCAUCUCGCGCAUCGACGCCAAGCUCAAGAAGCUGAUCGUGGUGUUGACGAAGGAGAUCGACGCGAUGGCCCGGGCGGCGAUCCGGGACGAGCUGGCCCAGCUGGACCCGAUGCUCCUGUCCGCCGCCGCCGCCCUCUCGCCUUCCUCGUCCGCCUCCCCGCCCGGCAACAACCCCGCCCCGCCCACCCCGCACUCGCUCCACCCCAACGCCUCCCUCCACCAACCCCUCCAAACCCCCACGCCCUUCGCAUUCAACGACUUCAUUCCCCAGAGCCAUGAGUGGGACUGA